This is a messenger RNA of Dendrobium catenatum, 1188 nucleotides long. RefSeq lists its product as uncharacterized. The record is from RefSeq and is a predicted model, not a curated record. The coding region runs from base 1 to 1188 and encodes 395 amino acids. The transcript has a single exon. NCBI's taxonomy places the organism in Eukaryota, Viridiplantae, Streptophyta, Magnoliopsida, Asparagales, Orchidaceae.
AUGUCCCAAGAGUUUCAAGCAUUACAGUCUCAAGGCACAUGGAUACUAGUGCCUCCACCAAACAACCAAAAUGUACUUGGAUGUAAGUGGACUUACAAAACCAAGUAUCAUUCAGAUGGCACCCUUGCAAGACACAAAGCGAGAUUAGUAGCAUUGGGAUAUAACCAAGAAUUCAGAAUUGAUUAUGUUGAGACUUUUAGUCCUGUAGCCAAGAUCACAACUGUUCGUGUACUACUAGUUCUGGCUCUUCAUCAUCAUUGGCCAAUACAUCAACUAGAUGUAUCAAACGCUUUUUUGCAUGGGUGGCUCUCAGAAACUGUCUACAUGAAGCAACCAAUUGGAUUCAUUGACUCUCAUUAUCCAACACAUGUUUGUAAACUAAACAAAGCCUUGUAUGGAUUAAAACAGGCUCCACGCCAGUGGUUUGAAAUGCUUACAGGUUUCCUACGUCAGUUGGAAUUCACUGCAAGUCACUCCGAUCCUUCGUUGCUAAUCCAUUGGAAAGGGGACUCAAAAGUAUAUGUUCUAAUAUAUGUAGAUGACAUUAUAGUAACUGGUAGCAAUCCAUCUACCAUCAAUCAUCUACUUGGACAGCUUACUCACAGAUUUAAGAUGAGAACGUUGGGAACUAUAAACCAAUUCCUCGGUAUUACAGUGCUUCCUACACCCACAGGUCUACUACUCCAGCAAACACGGUAUGCUGAAGAAAUUUUGGCACGGGCUGGAAUGAUAAACAGCAAGCCUGUAUCUACACCGAGCAUCAUUAAGACAGUGGUUGAAAGUUCACUUGAGCAGUUUGAAAAUCCAAAGCUGUACCGCCAAAUUGUUGGAGCAUUGCAGUAUUUGACAGUAACACGCCCAGACUUAUCCUAUGCCGUGAAUCGGGCGUGUCAACAAAUGCACCAACCAACUGUUAGUGAUUUUGAAGCACUUAAACGAAUACUACGAUAUCUUCAAGGAACCACACAGCUCGGAUUACCUUUCAAUGGAGAUUCACUAGUGCUUCAAUCCUACGUUGAUUCAGAUCGGGCCGGAGAUCAAAAAGACCGCAAAUCAACUACAGGAUAUUGCAAUUUUUUGGGCACAUCACUCGUGUCAUGGAGUGUUAAAAAGCAAACAACUAUAGCCCGCUCAUCAACGGAAGCUGAAUACCGGGCAAUAGCUUUAGUUACCACUGAAAUUAUAUGA